GUUGAACCUGCACAGGAAAAUCACACAGUAUGCGGUCAAUAAAUCUAGUUUUCUUUUCAAACCUUCAUCGGAACAAUGUAAAAGAGAAGAGGUAUGCUUUAUUUAAUUUGAUCUUGCUGUUAGCCUGUUGCUGUUUAUCAUUCUUAUUUGUCAGCUGUCUUUUUCUAGCGAGUGUCCACAAAGUUCAACCUUAGGACUAUUCCUUUUUAUUAACAACUGGAUCAUUGGAUAAUACAAUUCAAGAGUUUUCACUGGCUUAGCCAUCAUGGUAUAUUUAACAAUUAUUAUAUACCAUGCACUUCAAAUAUGGUAAGCGCACACGCAGUUCAGUGGGGUCGUUUAUAAUUUUUAUUUUAUUUUAGUUUUCUGUAUGUUGGCGGCAUUUUUUUUUUUUUAAAUAUUUCACUCGUGCUUGUUGAAUGAGAUGAUUAUGGCUAACUCGGUGCUGUGUGCCUCGUUCGAUGCGCCUCCCUCUUCGGCUAUUUAUCAAAACCAUGUGAUCCCUGGGCUCCCUGAGGUCCCCUGGGGCUCCCGCUGGGGAGUCUGAUGCCUGGCCUCAUACCCAGGAUUCUCUCGGCGAUCGAAAAGUUGAUCAAUUUCCUGACAACUUUGGACUGAGUGGGAAGCUGCCGGGCAAGUAUUUGGCUAUAUGCGUAAAAUAACAAUUGUAUAGAAUUUGGGUAACAAUGAACAUCUCGAGCACAUCCCGUUCAGUUGAACAGCUUGUAGCUGAAACACUUGACUUCCCUGCUAAAGAAAUUGGUGGUGGAUUCAAGACUGUUGGUGAUCUUGCGAGUCCUGACAAGUAUUUAUACUGGCAAUUUCCUGAUUGGAAGUUUGGCAACAAGACUGUGAUGAUUCCAUCUGCAUACAUGCCUUCUGAGCUGGGCUAUACCAUUUCUAGAGAUGGCAAAUAUGUUCACUAGGAUGAUUCCAACGUAAGAGGAAUGCAAGGUGAGAAACUAGUUUAUGAUCUUCUCCAACACGUUGGCAGAGCAAAGAACACGGGCAUGUUUGUUAUUCAUGGAUUUCAGCUCAAAGACAUCAGCAGAUGGAACGAAAGAUGUAAAAGGGAGAGUAUAGAAGGUGUUGUACCUAAGAUACCAGAACGAACAGGAGAAAGUGACUUCAUAAUUUUUCAUCACACAAAGGGUGUUAUUUUGAUUGAGGUUAAAAAUUUGAAGGAAUCAGAUACCAACAUCCAGGAACUGGCCAAUUUUCCACCUACAGAAAAUCCCACGGAAACUAAGGGAACCAAGGCUGCUGGAUACAGCAAUGACAAAAAGGAAACUCCAACAAAGAAAGAGGAAGUGCCAUUCAAGAAGGAUGCUGAGAUUGAUAAGGCAAAAGAUGAACUGAAUAAAAGUACAAAAGUUGUGAAGGCUUUUGCUGAAACAAAUUCAAGCUGCAGUAAACAAUCUGAUGAGUUGGAGCCAUUUCCAAUAGUUAUGUUCAUUGCACUUCCAUCAACAAGAAAAGGUACCAAACACACACACUUGGAAGAAACGUUAUUCAUAUAUGAAGAAGACCUUAGAACUCCAGAAAGCUUUUCACAAUGGUGGACUGAUAACAUCGAAACACUUCCCUUGAUGGCCACCACCCUAGAGACCACAAAGGCUUACACACUGGCCUUAUCUAGAAUGUUGGCUGUGCGACAUUUAGGUCCUGUCACAGAGUCUGAAUACACAGCAAACACAAGUUACAUCUUAGGCAGUUUCAAGCAUCUGGAUAACUGGGCAAAACGCUUCCGCAGGAUAAGGGAAAUUGAACACCCCCAUCUCUUCUGUUGGUGCAAAGACAUGUCUCAACUGGACCUUCCAGCUACAAAAGUGUUGAAAGAAGAAGCCUUUGAUGCCCUAAGAAGUGUCAACAUUAUUGCUGCUGAAGCAAACCUUACAAAGGUUCUCAAUAAACAUCUUUCAGAUAGCAAGUUCGUCAGUGGUGAAGAACCAGCUGCUGAAGAUACCAUGGUGUUUCAGUAUCUUUCACAAGAGUAUAUAAUGGACAUUGACUGCAUCAUUAGAUUCAUGAGCAGAGUCACUGAAGCACAGACAGCUGACAGAACCCUGACAGCUGACAGAACCCUGAAGGACUUCAAUCUAGAAGAAACAGAAGACAUUGGUGGGCUUAACCAACUCUCAAAGCUGCUGGAUAGAAACCAAGGUGGGUUUCUAGGAGGGGAGCAUUGCACAAAUCUAGAUGUUGAAUUGUGUGACAAAUUGGCCAAAGGGAACAUCAGAGUUUUGCCUCUUGCUGGGAAGACACCAUGGGCACCUGUGUUCACAAUGGAACAACUUGCUGUGUUUGAAGGGCCAAGGAAGCAACUGAUCAUUGGUGGACCAGGAAGUGGAAAGACAGAACUGAUGAAGGCCAAAGCUUUGACCCUCAGCCAGCAGACAAAAGGCGGCAAAAGGAUUUUAUAUUUGAUCCAGCUCCCUAAAAAGAAAUCUGUUUUCCCUCAUGUUAUGGCAAAGUUUUUUCAGGACAACAAGGCAAAAAAUGUUGAUGUGGCUACAAUUCAGCUUGACGGUGAAAAACAUGAGGUCUUUGAAAGUGUUCACUUAGUGAAAAUUCAGGGAGAGAGAGAAGGUGACAAACGUGAGAUCUUUGGAAGUCAAUGCUCACAGUUACUGGAGAUGUACAGUCAUGUUUUCAUUGAUGAGCUGUGGAUUGGUUCAAAGAUCAGACAUGAGAUGGCACAAGAUGGCACAAUUAAGAAGGUCGAUGAGCUUCAAAUUGCCAAACAAGCAAUUGAAAGCAUUGAGGGCUAUGUUUGGAUGAGCUCUGUAUUUGACUUCAAGGAAGAAUGCUUUGCAAAAAUCAGUGACAAAGAAAUUAGACUUGUUUUAGAAUCAAAGAGAUUGGAAGGGAAAGGAAAUCUGCUUUACAAUACUCUUGGCACACCAUCUCUCCUGGAGACACUGAGAAGAAACGGCGGAGUCACAUGUAGGGUUAAACAUCUCCUCAGAAGCACAAACAACAUUGUGAAGCUGUUACAAGACUACAGCUCCCGGUACAUUGAAAGAGAUUUUCCUUAUGGUACUAAAAACAUGCUCAAUCACAAUGUGGAGGGACAAGAAAUCAGCUGGAUUGUUGUUCAGCCACAAAGCGUUGCCACCUCAUCAGAGAUACACAAGUUGGAACAAGAUGAACUAUGGCAAGUCCAGAAGCAUGAACUUGCAAUGCAAACUUACAGCAAAUGUGCAGAAGUUGUUAAAGAGGUAUUACGCUUUCAUGCUGAUCUGCGUCCACCAUCACUGAUGAAAACAGGCAAAAGCCAAGUGAAGUUACAACUUUGCCCUGGUGAUAUUCUAGUUGUUAAUUUUAUUGCUCGUUAUCAGUCAAAGCUUAGUUUAGGUAAAGUACUUGAAAGAAAUGAAAUUCCAGUCUACGAUUUUCAUGAGCAAAGAGUAUUUUCCACUCACUGUCUUGACUGCUCUCCCAGUGGAGUAUUUCUUUUAAACUCUUUGUCAAGAGAUGAUUCAACUUGCCUGGAUGGAGCAGAGUGGCCCAUGGUGAUCAUGCUUCUGACACCUGAACUCAUGUUGAGUGAAGGGAGUGUGCGGUUCGAGACAGUUCGUAACUAUGAUCCAUACAUUGCCAUGUUCCGAGCACAGGGAAAACUUGUUGUGAUCUCAGAUACCUGGACAUCGUCCCAAGACUUUCUGGACAGUGUUGACAGAAAGUCCAGGUAAAUCAGUAAGUUAUUGGCCUGCGAAACAAAGUCCUUUUAUGAUUGGAAAUCCAUAUCUCGAAGACUUCCUGGAUAGAAAGUCCACUUAAAUGAACUGGUUGGCAAAAUGGACAAACUCAAAUGGACUCUCUGAUAAACAUUCACUCUAAAUGAAUCAGUUGGUGAAACAUAUUUUUCUGACUGAAAUCCUAGAUUGAACAAUUGGCUGAGAGGGCUAUUUUCAUAAGAGAUCAUAGAGUUUGCUUGGUAGUUACUAGUACAACAGUGUGCCCAUUAGCUAAACUGGGAUGUAAACUGUGGAUUACCGUCUACUGCGAGACUAUUCACAUGAACAUUAUUUAGUCCUAACUCCAUGUACAGGACUGUUUAUUACACUGCUGGAGAAUUCGACUGACUACGUUUUAACUCUGUAACUUUUAGCUCUGAGGAUAAAAAAUUCUCUACUACAGUAUGUGACAACUCAGUGGAAAGCUAGUAAGACUUAUAUUUAAUGAGCUGUACUUCCAUAUAUGAUGAACUAUCUAUUAUGAUUGUAGCACAAAUUAGUUUAAACUGAACUUAUGUAUUACAUCAUGUAUGUAAGUCUGUAGAUGAAACCCUAGUCUGUAACCAUUCAAAUGAGAGCUGUAGUGCUUAAAUGUGGACUGUUUGUACUAUACUGGAGCUGAAUUAGCAUUAGAUAGUAG
This is a messenger RNA of Orbicella faveolata, 4380 nucleotides long. RefSeq lists its product as uncharacterized. NCBI's taxonomy places the organism in Eukaryota, Metazoa, Cnidaria, Anthozoa, Scleractinia, Merulinidae. The record is from RefSeq and is a predicted model, not a curated record.